This is a messenger RNA of Habropoda laboriosa, 1722 nucleotides long. RefSeq lists its product as uncharacterized. The transcript is spliced from 9 exons. Bases 1 to 1722 code for a protein of 573 amino acids. Gene Ontology annotation, cellular component: plasma membrane. NCBI's taxonomy places the organism in Eukaryota, Metazoa, Arthropoda, Insecta, Hymenoptera, Apidae. The record is from RefSeq and is a predicted model, not a curated record. Gene Ontology annotation, molecular function: olfactory receptor activity; odorant binding. Gene Ontology annotation, biological process: sensory perception of smell; detection of chemical stimulus involved in sensory perception of smell.
AUGACAAACAACUGUGCGAUAAACGUAACUGCGAAUUUCGACAGUCUCAGCGACUACAGCUUGCAAUUGAACCGAUGGUUCUUGAAGCCUAUAGGCGCGUGGCCGUUAGCCUCGCCCACCACGAAAUUCGAACGAAUCCUUUCACACCUUUUAAUCUUCCUUUGCUACUGCUUCAUACUCUCCACCGUUAUCCCAAGCAUAUUUCACAUCAUACUAGUAGAUGAAAGUCUCCAUCUGAAGCUGAAGUUGCUCGGUCCUCUCGGUCACUGGUUCAUCGGAGGAAUUAAUUACACCACGCUGUUGCUACGCAGCAAAGAGAUACGCGGCUGCGUGGAGCACAUGCAAACAGAUUGGAGGAUCGUGACCAGACCGGAGGAUCAACAAGUGAUGUUGAAGAACGCGAAGAUCGGUCGUUACGUCGCGAUCUUCUGUGCGGCGUUCAUGCAAUGCGGUGUUCUCUGUUAUUGCGUGAUAACAGCGUUCACUAUGCAGACCGUUCAAGUAGGGAACGAGACCAGAACCGUGCAUAUGUUGCCGUGUAAAGCUUACAAGAAGAUCGUCGCGGUGGACACGAGUCCGACGAACGAGAUCGUCCUUGCCUCGCAAUUCGUGUCGGGAUUUAUCGUGAAUUCGAGCGCGGUCGGCGCAUUCAGCCUUGCCGCCGUGUUCGCGGCACACGCUUACGGCCAGUUGAGCGUGCUGAUGAUAUGGAUCACCGAGUUUGUGAAUCAUUCCAGGGAUCAGAAUAAAAAUGUUUAUUUCAGCGAGAUCGGCGUGGUUGUCGAACAUCAUCUGAGGGUACUCAGUUUCAUAGCACGUAUCGAGGAUGUGAUGAAUCGAAUAUGCUUCAUGGAAUUGUUCAAGUGUACUCUGGAUAUGUGCAUGCUUGGCUAUUACAUUCUCACGGAAUGGUCUGACAGCGAUGUUCAGACAAUGACUACGCAUUUCAUGAUCCUUAUAUCCAUGUGUUUCAACAUUUUUACAGUAUGCUAUAUCGGAGAAAUACUAACUGAACAGUGUAAAAAAGUUGGUGAGGUGGUUUAUAUGACGAAUUGGUAUUAUUUACCCGACAAAGAUAUUCUCAAUUUGCUUCUCAUCAUUUCAAGAUCUAGCCUGGUAAUUAAAAUUACCGCUGGAGCUUGCAGCUUGAUUGCUGUGUUCGUCAUGCACGUCUGUGGGCAAUUCAGGAUACUUGUGACAAAGCUGGAUAAGCUCAUCGACGGAGUGAAAGGGAGGAAGAGCUUGAGCACGCAUGAACAACGACUGGGAGAUAUCAUCGAGCAUCAUCUGAAGAUACUGGGUUUUAUAUCGCAAAUCGAGGGGCUCCUGAACGAAAUAUGUUUCGUCGAGGUGAUUGGUUGCACGUUGAACAUAUGCUUUUUGACAUAUUAUUUACUCACGGAAUGGGAGCAAAAUGACGCUAUAGGAACGUUCACGUAUUUAAUGUUUCUCAUAUCUUUAACGUUCAACGUUUUCAUACUCUGUUACAUCGGUGAAAUUCUCUCCGAACAGUGCUUAAAAGUCGGCGUGUCAACUUACAUGAUCGACUGGUAUCGUUUGCCAGGGAAGAAAGCACAAGGUUUGAUACUGAUAUUCGCCGUGUCGAAUUCUUCCAUAAAAUUAACAGCUGGAAAGAUCAUCGAUCUCUCUUUAAGCAGCUUCUGCAGCGUGUUAAAAACGGCAUUCGCAUAUCUGAGCUUAUUACGUACGCUUACCACAUGA